Messenger RNA from Gastrolobium bilobum, 1572 nucleotides. Its product is annotated as probable flavin-containing monooxygenase 1. Lineage: Eukaryota; Viridiplantae; Streptophyta; Magnoliopsida; Fabales; Fabaceae. Gene Ontology annotation, molecular function: N,N-dimethylaniline monooxygenase activity; flavin adenine dinucleotide binding; NADP binding. Bases 1 to 1572 code for a protein of 523 amino acids. The transcript is spliced from 6 exons. The record is from RefSeq and is a predicted model, not a curated record.
AUGGCAAAUUAUUUUAGCUACCUUCCGAAUUCUCGAAUUGCCAUUAUAGGUGCUGGAGUAAGUGGCAUAGCCGCUGCAAAACAACUAUCCAAUUAUAACCCUCUUGUUUUUGAGGCCACUGAUUCCAUUGGUGGGAUUUGGAGGCAUUGUUCCUACAAAUGUACCAAGCUUCAGUCACAAACAUGGAACUAUGAGUUCAGUGAUUUCCCUUGGCCUAAAAGAGACAAUUCGGAUUUCCCUACACACGUGGAGGUUUUGGAUUACUUGCAUUCCUAUGCUGUGCAGUACGAUGUGCUCAAGUACAUCAAGUUCAACUCCAAAGUCAUGGAAAUCCGGUUUGUUGGGGACCCGCAAGAAGGUUCUGUUUUUGGAAAGUUACCUGGUGACCAUGGGAACCCACUUCCUGGUCGUCCUAUUUGGGAACUUGCUGUUCAGACCAAUGAUUCAGACACCAUUCAGAGGUACGCCUUCGAGUUUGUAGUGGUUUGUACUGGAAAAUAUGGGGACAUACCCUUGAUGCCAGCAUUUCCACGCAACAAAGGUCCUGAGGUGUUUAAAGGUAAGGUCCUCCAUACAAUUGAUUAUUGUAAACUUGACCAAGAAGCUACUACUGAACUUCUCAAGGGAAAGAAAGUUGUGGUGGUUGGUUACAAAAAGUCAGCUAUUGAUUUAGCUCUUGAGUGUGCUCAGGCAAACCAAGGACCUGAAGGGCAACCGUGCACCAUGAUUGUAAGGAGUUUGCAUUGGACACUCCCCCAUUAUCGGAUUUGGGGAUUCCCAUUUUUCAUGUUCUAUGCAACAAGAUCUUCUCAGUUUUUUCACGAAAGACCUAACCAGGGUUUACUUAGAGCCCUUCUCUGCUUCCUAUUUUCUCCGAUGAGGCUUGGGAUUUCAAAGUUUAUAGAGUCCUACUUGGUCUGGAAACUUCCUUUGGAGAAGUAUGGUUUAAAACCAGAACACCCCUUUGUGGAAGAUUUUGCAUCUUGUCAAAUUGCUAUCACUCCAGAAAAUUUCUUCUCUGAGGCUGAGAAGGGAAAAAUUGUCUUCAAAAAGGCAUCAAAGUGGUGGUUCUGGAAUGGAGGAGUUGAAUUUGAAGACAAUUCUAAAAUGGAAGCUGAUGUUGUGAUUCUUGCAACUGGUUUUGAUGGAAAGAAGAAGCUCAAAACCAUUUUACCAGAGCCUUUCCGUAGCCUGUUGGAGUACGCUUCUGGUAUCAUGCCCUUAUACAGGGGAACUAUCCACCCUUUGAUUCCAAACAUGGCCUUUGUGGGUUAUGUUGAGAGUGUUUCAAAUCUGUACACUUCAGAGAUACGCGCCUUGUGGCUAUCUGGACUAAUGGAUAAGAAAUUUAAGCUCCCGAGUGUUGAGAAGAUGCUUUCACAAACAUUUAAGGACAUGGAAGCAAUGAAAAGGUCGACCAGGUUCUAUACCAGGCACUGCAUUACAACUUUUAGCAUCAACCAUAAUGAUGAAAUAUGUGAAGAUUUGGGUUGGAAUUCCUGGAGGAAGAAGAACUGGAUAAAAGAGGUAUUCAGCCCUUAUAGAGGUGAAGAUUAUAAGAAGGAAGAUUGA